This is a messenger RNA of Leptosia nina, 450 nucleotides long. The record is from the annotation of a GenBank genome assembly. NCBI's taxonomy places the organism in Eukaryota, Metazoa, Arthropoda, Insecta, Lepidoptera, Pieridae.
AUGUCUGGAGGGGAAUAUAGAUAUGUUUGGCGCAUCGCUUUUAGAAACUUCAUUAAUUCGUUUCGACCUCGCCAAAUUUCGGGUAACAAAAUAGGAAAAGAUUAUAUCGGCAAUGAGUAUUAUGAAAUACCAGCUGAUCCAAGUCGGGGUAAAAGAAAGCCAUCACGGUGGUAUGAUCCGCCAAAGGGCUUAGACUUUCAAGAUCCAAUUCCUUCAGAGUGGGAGGCAUGGCUUCGAAUGAGAAGAACUGAGCCGCCCACAGAAGAGGAGAUCACGAAAAAUUUAGCAAUAGCUGAAAUGAAGAAGAUUAAUGCAGAAAAACUUGAACAGGCAAGAUUAGCUGAGGGUGGUGCUUUACCAACACCCGUAGAAAGAGGACCCCAAUCUUACCCUAAAUACAAAGAUUAUCAUGUUGGAGAUGUAGAAGACAAACAUAGGAACAAAUAUUAG